AUGGCAAAAGAUGGUUUGUGGAUGUGGAUUGUCCACGAUACAGUAAUUGAUGUAUAUAAUACAGAAAACAGUGAGUGGUUUGGUGGUCAUUGUUUUGGCAAAUCCUUAAAAAAUCCAGCGGCAUUAAUAACUACAGUGGUGGAGUUUAAUUCAUCUCAUGUUUCAUUCCCAUGUCUUCUUCUGGCAGUUGAUCAAGAUCAUGAAAGUUUAAUUUGUAUGUUUGAUGCAAGCACUUGUGAAGUUGUGAGAUCUGUUCUUGUACCUCUGAAGGUAACAUCAUUAGAAAUAGUUGAUGGCAAUGGUGGAGCGUGCAUAGAAACCCAUUUCUUAAACCCUGUUCUUCGAUGUAUGUUUGGAGUGAUUGCUAUUGGAUCUGUACAUGGACAAAUAUAUUUCCUUGAUCUGUGUCUUGAUGAAGAAUUUGUGUGUGAUGAGAAAUUGCCAAAUAUAACUUGCGUUCUCAAUAAAGAAGAAUUUUCUCCCCAGAAAAGAGAACAUGUUAUUUCCAAGAACCAGCAUAUUUUUAUUUGUUUGAAUGGUAAAGCAAUUAAAGAUGGUGGCUUUGAGUUUCAGGGCCGGGAUAGUUCUUUAUCUAAAUUUCCUAAUGAUUAUGUGUUUGUAACAGCUUUAAAGUAUAUUCGUAGCUCUGCUACCCUUGCAGUUGGCUUCAGCUUUGGUGGAAUCCAGUUAUGGGAUCUUCAUGACUUUUCACUGCAAUUCACUGUAACAAGCGGCUCUGAUGAGCAACCAACAAUUACCUUUGCUUUUCAAGAACCUGAAAAUGAUCCUAGAAACUUUUGCUACUUGUGGAUUAUCAGAGGUCCUUUAAAAGAAAAACAAAAGCCUCAAGAUGUGUCAGUUGCUACUUUAUACUCUUUGACCUAUUUCAAAAGAGAGUAUGUUGACUCAUUUGGUUUUCUUUACAUUGAGCUGCGUAGUUGUAACAAACGCUUUGAAUAUCCCAUGACGAAUGAUCCAUUUAUGCCUUUGCAACUAAAUCCAUCUUUCGGAACUCGUCUUCUGUCGUGUCAAACUAUAUCCCAAGCAGAUGUUCAUCAUGACACAGAUGCUGUGCCUGGAAGUGACAGUGAUUGCAGCAAUGAAAAUAUGAGUUUAUGCUACAUUUCGUGGGAAGUUUGGUCGCACUCCUAUGAUUACCCAACUGCAUAUCACAUGAUACUGUUUGAUUUGAAUCAAUGGUAUCAAGCUCAGAUGCCUUUUUGUUUGAAAUGUGAUCCUUCUGUAUUGAGCCCAUUUUUUGGCAUUUUUUCUUUGAGGGAAGUAAAACAAAAGCUCGAUGGUGAUGCACUAUUGAGUCUUCAUGUAAUUCCACAGAGCAUAAAAAAGUUCAAAUACACAACAGUUGCUGAAGAAUUCUUUUUCCCUUCUUCUUUAGACUUUCAAAUAAUCUCUUUUUCUGAAAUUGGUGUUUGUAAAGGAACAUAUCUCAGUUUUCAAAAAAAGCUUCUGCUAGAAAUGGCUGAGCAGAGUCCACAAGUUGUAAUAAGUCCGAAAGAAAUCUAUUCAUCUUUAAUCAUGAGUGGCUUGGUAACUGACAUUCAUGGAGGAGCUGAAAGAGUGCCUUUGAUUUCUCAAAGAGAAAUGCUGAUGCAAUUGGCCCUGGAGUACAACUUGCCUUUUUUCUUCAUGCAAUGUCUUAAAGAAUGGCGAUGUAGUGAUUCAAUUCACGAAGGCUGCACAUCAAAAGCAUUGUUAAAUUGGACAUGGAAAAAACUUAUGAACAUUAAAACUUCCAUCGACAAAAUGAGUGUGUCUUUGUUUAAUUGUUCUGGCUCAGAUGUAGAUAAGCUGUCUUUAAAAUACUUAUGUAGCUACAGAAGGCAGUUGGACCUUAUCGACACAAUUCUUAUAGGAUAUCAGAAGCAUGCCAUGCCUCAAACAGAAAUGAGGAUUCAAGACCUGCAGUGUAGAAGAGACGUUGUUUCUUCCAUAAGUAUUUAUUUACAAGUGAUGUUAUGGUUACGUUCUGUACACAUUCUGCCUGAAGUUUCUGAAGGUGAAGAAACAGACAAAAACAUAUUGUAUCCAGCAAAUAACUUAACAGAAUACUACUAUAAUCGAAGGAUAGCGCUUCAAAGAAUACAUUCCUCAAUUGGCCCUACAGAUAUACUGCUAAUUGAUGGUUUGAUAAAAGAGACCGUAGCUAAUAACACUUGGCAAGAGAAGGGAGGCAGUGAUACAUAUCCUCCUCCCAGUAUUUAUGCUGCUCUUAGUUGCUAUUUGUUGAAUGGAAUAUCACUGGAGAUGAAGCAUGCUCUCAUGUAUUACGUUUUACUGGACAUCUGCCACUGCCAGUCUAAUCGCUCAAAUCCUGUAAUGUCAGAGAUAAAAAAAUUCCCGUCCGUAUUUGGUUUGUCUCAAAGUGUAGUGAAACUGAUAAAAGCUUAUUGGAGUUUAGACCACAAAGAUUUUGCUUCUGCAAUUAAAAAAUUGCUUCAUCCUCUUGUGAAGACUUCUGAUAUUUUUCCGUGGCAGCAUGAUAGAGUCAUCAAAUCAUUUUUAUACCAACGUGAACCUCAAAAAGCAUUAAGAUACAUAAACUUCAUGGAACCUCCUGAAAAAACAGUAGAAGACAUGAAAUUACGUUUAUCAGUUUUAAUAUCACAUGGAGCUAUUGACCAAGCCUUGGAGUAUCAAAGAAGUCGCCAAUGUGAUGAUUCUUCUUUUGAGUUGUUGAAUCAUUUAUUCUUAGGCUGCAAAGAAACUCGAAGGUUAAAAGAUCUUAUGUAUUUACCACUAAAUUUACUUGAAUCUUCAUCUCUUACCAAGUUUCUUUCUGAAAAUGAAGAUCCUUGUGCUCAAGAAGCUUUAGUUAUGUUUCAUUUACUUCGAUGCAACUUCUUUGAUGCUGUUGAGAUCAAUGAAAAAUUAUCAUUAAAAGUAAAGAAUAAAUCAAUUCCAAGCUCUAAUACAGCCCAAAGGACAGUGGACAGAAAUGCUCUAGUUGAGCGAAUGAUGAGUGCUGUACCUGAAGCUGAAAAAAAUCUUAUUGAGGAAAUAAAAAAUAUCCCAGCUUCUGUAACUCGUAUAGAAGAAUCAAUGCAGCCUUUCUCAAUCAAUGUGAAAUGCUGUUCUUUUAAUGAAAUAGCCUACUCAGAUUUUCUCCAGUCUUUAAUGCUGAAAGCAUCUGCAGCAGAGACUCAGUCUUCCAUGGAGCCUCAAACUCCACUUCGAUCAAGGAAUAAGAUCACCUUUGAUGAAAUUCCAUUAAUUCGGCAGCCAGUUACACCUCAAAUCAUGAAGUUGUCUCCAGAAGUGGAAUCUAGCUUCAAUUUGCCUAAACGAACUCUGUCAUCACCUAACUUAAAUGAAUUCUCUUCACCUUCAAAAAAGUCGAGGCUUUUGGAUAAUGUCUCAUUUAAAUCUACUCCGGCUCUUGCAAGGAAAAUUCCAAAGCAUUUAGCUGGUGAUGUUGCUUCAUUAUUGCAAAGUCCGCCAAUCCAUAGAAGAAAUUCAAAAUCCUUCAAUGAUUCAAUGAAGCUAUCGACACCCAAAGCUGCACCUCAAUCUAUACUUAAAAAGACUAUGCCUGCAUCUUUUAUACCCCAACCAGAUUUUUUCACUGCUGAAACUCCAUCCUUAUCAGGAACGGAAGAUGAAAAAUCUGAAGAGGAAGAGGUGCCAGCAAUGGAAAUAAAUGAUGAUGAUGCUGAUGAAAUUCCUUCAAGGCAGAUCAGGUUUUCAGUACCAAAUCCUAGUUCUCCGGCUCCAAAUACCUCAUUAGAUUCAAGCUCUUUUUUUAAAAGCCCAGAAAAUUAUCCAUUGAGUGCCUCAGUGACGCAACCGAAAUUGGAAGAAACGGAUGCUGCUGAACCUAUCAAAUUAAUCCUACCUGAACAAAAGGACAUUUUUGGAAACGUGUCAACUACAAAACUUACUAGAGAGCCUUUAAAGUCUUACGUUGAAGAUGGUUCUAGGUCUUCCAGAAUUCAAUUUGACACAUGUACUACAGAACUAAAUAUUUCUAAUGAUCUUCAAAGUAACAAAUCUGACAUUCAUAAACCUGAAAAGAGUUUUUCUGAGUUGCACAAAUCAGCAAAUGAAGAAAAUUUAUUAGCUAAAGAAUCCAGGAUUUCAUCUCUUCAAACCUUCAUGGAAGCUCAUUCAACCCCAAUACCAGUUAAGGUUGCAGAUCCUGAGUAUUUUGAAUGUGAUGUUUCAAAACUUUCUCCUAGUGCGGCUAAAGAUCCAAGUUCAUUCUCAGGAAGCAGCUCUUAUGGGUCUGCACUCGAGAGCUCCCCAAGUAUCAGUCCUAGAAGACCCAUACAUUUCAAUAAACAAAAUGAAGAUUUAGAACUACCUCCUACACAUGAGCAUCAUGAAGCAUAUAUAAGUUGUUCAUUUCAAAGCUUUUCUGAUAAAGACCUAAUUGCAGCAGAUCCUGAUGUAAAAGAUACUGUUGGAAAAAGUCAAAUUAUAACUACAGAUGAAAUUCUAAAUGCUCCCACCGAAAAACCAAUAGUGGAUUCUACAUUAAAAGAAACAUCAGUUGCUCCACCACUAAAAGAGCCUUCUCAUCAGAGUGUUGUUGAUUUUGUAGAUAUUGCAGAAGAUGAAUCAGCUGUUGCUCCACCACUAAAAGAGCCAUCUCAAAAAAGUGUUGAUUUUGUGGAUAUUGCAGAAGAUGAUAUUGCUGAUGCUCCAAUGGAAGAUCUCAGCAACCCAAGUACUAUUAAAAUUGAUAGCGGUUUCACAAUUCCUCCCGCAGAUGAAUGUUCUAACCAGGUAACGAUCAAAGCAGCUGAUGAUGCAAAAUUUCUCGAUGAGCAUUCACUCCCUUCUCCUGGUACAAAUAUUGGUAGUUCUAGAGGUACUGUUCAGAAAAGUUAUCCCAGAGUUAGUUUCAUUCCCCCUAAACCCAAAGAUCUUCAUACAAAAACUCAGCUGUUACUGCAAGAGCUGGAUCAGUUAUGUAAUCGAAAGUCAAGCAGUGACUUUGAUAUUAAAAUAAAAAGGCCUCAGCGAAGUAAAUAUGUGUUCACUUCAAGACUGUCCUCUAAAUGUACUAGUACUGACGUCCAGGAGCUUUCUGGUGAUCCUGGUAUUGGUGAAUUACCAUCUGGACAUUCAACUGCUGGAAAGGCAUGCUCUCUCUCUAUUUGUGAAGAAACUUAUGAAGAAUUUUCUCAUGCUCUUCAAAAAGACACUACUGAAGACUUUGGAGAACGUAAAUGCUUAAUGGAACAUGAAAGUAGUCCAAAAGUAGUAGGAAUGUUUGAGAGUUCCCCACUUGGAAGAGCAGACCAUAAAACUUUUGCCUUUUCUAAUCCUGUCUCUAGCGAAUAUUGUGCACCUAUAGAUGGAACUGUGACUGAUAAUAAAGUAAUAUCCUUCCAAUUCUCUGAACCAAAUAUGGAAAGUACUGUUAUCAAAACGCCCCUAGGUGAGCAAAAUGAUCGAAAUAUUAUUGAAAAGGCAGAAGAUGUAUGUGAUAAAUCAGGCAAAAUGUCUAUAGAGAUCAAUAAGGAUCAAACUAUUGUUCAACAAGGCAUUGAUUUGACUCCUGUAUCAGAAUCAUCUCACCAAAAAAGUAAAAAAGUUACUUCUAAGGUAUCAAAAGGGAGAAAAGGUAAACGUACUCAAAAAAUAGAGUUUUCUUUUUCUGAGCCUCAUUCUCCUGCUGAUUCAAAAAUACUUGAAGCAUUAGCUUCACCUCCUGAACAUCCAGUGCCUACUUUCAUGUUCUCCCCUCCUCUGACAAGAGGAAGACUGAGGCAGAAAACGUUAGAUGGAACACUAAAUAGCUCACUUGCAUCGAUUACAUCGGAGACAUCAUUCUCCAGUGCAAAGAAACCACCCAUAGACCCUCUGCUUGAAUCAAUAAUGAGGGAGAAAUCAUCCAUGUCUGCUCAGCCUGAAAAUGCAUCGUUCAGAAAGCCUAAGGCUUCAGCAAAGAAAGCAACUGUGAGAAAAUCAAGGGUUCUACAAAAGAAACAGAUAAAUACAGCAGUGCCAAGCACAUCAUCGUCAUUACUAGAGCCUGUAAAGGAGUCUUCUACUUUGGAAACCCCGAAAAAUACGUCUCCAAGACACUCUUACUCUACGCGACAUUCAAUGGUGCUAAGACAGUCAACAUCAGGACACAAAGAUCGCAAACUCUUCUAAACAUUUUUAUGUAAAUUUGAUUUUUUAAAACAGAAUAUAAGACUGUUUAGUAGCUUUAAAGCAUUUCUUUAGUUAAAUGAUCAUUUUAACUUUUGAAAUAUAUAUAUUUACAUAUUGAUGUUAAUCAUUGCAUUUGUACAUUGAUUUUGAAAUGAAUUAUUAAUAAUG
Uloborus diversus is the source of this 6294-nucleotide messenger RNA. Its product is annotated as protein ELYS-like. The coding region runs from base 1 to 6126 and encodes 2041 amino acids. Lineage: Eukaryota; Metazoa; Arthropoda; Arachnida; Araneae; Uloboridae. Gene Ontology annotation, molecular function: protein binding. The record is from RefSeq and is a predicted model, not a curated record. The transcript has 36 exons.